Cryptomeria japonica (Japanese cedar) is the source of this 1881-nucleotide messenger RNA. RefSeq names its product alcohol dehydrogenase 1-like. Gene Ontology annotation, biological process: formaldehyde catabolic process. Gene Ontology annotation, molecular function: S-(hydroxymethyl)glutathione dehydrogenase [NAD(P)+] activity; zinc ion binding. The record is from RefSeq and is a predicted model, not a curated record. Gene Ontology annotation, cellular component: cytosol. Lineage: Eukaryota; Viridiplantae; Streptophyta; Pinopsida; Cupressales; Cupressaceae. Bases 109 to 1440 code for a protein of 443 amino acids. The transcript has 10 exons.
AGCUCUUAACCAAAGACAGCCACAACUGAGCCUUCUUCUACUCUGAUUAACAACACAAUGAUAAAAAAUCAAUAAGAACAAUGCCGACACUGUUAUAUUCUCUCAAUCAUGCUUCGAAAAUUAUAUAGUAGAACAGAGCAUUUGUCUUUAAUGUCUGCAUCUAACACAGCUUUCUAUUUAGUCCUCUCUUCUACAACUCCAGUUCAUUGUGUAUGUCAUACACCACAAUUGCCUACAGCCAUGAACAGAACACUUGACAACUCUAAGGGAAAAGUCAUCACUUGUAAAGCUGCUGUGUGUUGGGCACCUGGGGAAGCUCUGGUAAUGGAGGAAGUUCAAGUGGCCCCACCGCAGGCUUUGGAAGUUCGUAUCAGAAUCAUAUGUACCUCUCUGUGUCACACUGAUGUCAGUUUUUGGAGUAAUAAACAGAAUAACACAGGGUAUCCUCGCAUUUUUGGCCACGAAGCAGUUGGAAGAGUGGAAAGUGCGGGGGAAAAUGUGAAGGAUAUUGAGGAGGGAGACCUGGUGAUACCCGUGUUCAUGCCGCAUUGCACUGAGUGUGUGGAUUGCAAGUCAACCAAAAGCAAUAUGUGUACCAUAUUAGGAAGUAAAAGUGCAGGGCUGAUGACAAUUGACAAUAGCGCCAGAUUCAGCAUCAAUGGGAAACCCAUAUACCAGUUUUUGGGUGUUUCCAGCUUCACCGAAUACACUGUUGUAGAAGUUGAGUGUGUCGUCAAGAUAGAUCCAAUGGCUGCCCCUGAUAAAGUUUGUCUUCUUAGCUGUGGAGUCACAACAGGGUUAGGUGGGGUUUGGAAGGUGGGCAAUGUAGAGAAAGGCGCAACUGUGGCUGUCUUUGGUUUAGGAACUGUUGGCAUGGCUGUUGCAGAAGGCGCAAGAAUCAGAGGUGCAUCUAAAAUCGUCGGUGUUGAUGUGAACCCUACAAAAUUUGACAUUGGAAAGAAAUUUGGUGUUACAGAAUUUGUGAAUCCUAAAGACCAUGAAAAGCCUGUUCACCAGGUAAUCAAAGAAAUGACUGGAAGUGGGGUAGACUACAGCUUUGAUUGCACAGGCAACAAGUCUGUAAUUGUUGAAGCCUUCAAAAGUACUCGUAAUGGAUGGGGUACCACAGUGGUUUUAGGGGCGAAUAUGACAGAGGUACCCAUAGACUGUGCAGAAUUGCUACGUGGGAAGACCAUAAAAGGGUCAUUCUUUGGAGGAAUGAAGGCAAAAACAGAUCUACCCCUACUGGUGGACAAGUAUAUGAAAAAGGAGCUUCAGCUAGAUGAUUUCAUUACUCAUGAAAUCUCAUUUCCAGAGAUCAACAAGGCAUUUGAGUUGUUGAAGGAAGGGGAGUGUUUGAGAUGCAUUAUGUGGAUGGACUGGACAGCACAUUGCAUUAGCUUUCUAAGCCCAAUUACAGAGAACGUUUGGGUUUGGUAGUAUUUUAGCCUAUUGUGGAGAAUAUAUAUCUUUACAUCUCUGAUCCAACCAUGUUUGAUCAUAAAUAAGUUAGGUUAUUUAAUUAAAUGAAAUAUUUUAAUCUUAUAGUCAAUUUGUGUCCACAUUUAAAUGCAAUAACUUUUCCAUUUAGAUUGUCUAAACAGGGCUUUUUAGAAAAAUGUAUAAAUAAGUUCAAUUUGAAUCUAAUUGAGAGAGUAAUAGGCAUACAUCUCUUCGGAUAAGUUAGACAAGUUAUGACAUACGUCUCGUGUGUCAAGUUUGCCAAUUUGUAUCGGCUCUCAUAAUGGACUCCAUGGGCAUACAUCUCUACCAUUAGUUUGCCUAAAUUAUAUGAUAUGAAUUCAGCAACAUACAUCUCUAUCACAAGUUUGUCCAUAUUGUAUGGAUUUUAUAUAUAUAUUGAAUGAUAUGGAGUUGUCA